Bursaphelenchus okinawaensis is the source of this 988-nucleotide messenger RNA. The record is from the annotation of a GenBank genome assembly. NCBI's taxonomy places the organism in Eukaryota, Metazoa, Nematoda, Chromadorea, Rhabditida, Aphelenchoididae.
AUGACCUUACCUGACUGUAUAAUCAUCGGUGGAGUCUCUGGAUGUGGAAAAACGACCGUUGGAAAAGCGUUGGCAGAAAAGUUGAAUUAUACCUUCAUUGAUGGAGAUGACUAUCAUUCUCAUGAGAACAAAGUUAAGAUGAGUCAGGGAAUAGGACUAAAUGGUGAGCUCCUGCCCCUACCCCUACCCCUACCCCUACCCCUACCCCUACCCCUACCCCUACCCCUACCCCUACCCCUACCCCUACCCCUACCCCUACCCCUACCCCUACCCCUACCCCUACCCCUACCCCUACCCCUACCCCUACCCCUACCCCUACCCCUACCCCUACCCCUACCCCUACCCCUACCCCUACCCCUACCCCUACCCCUACCCCUACCCCUACCCCUACCCCUACCCCUACCCCUACCCCUACCCCUACCCCUACCCCUACCCCUACCCCUACCCCUACCCCUACCCCUACCCCUACCCCUACCCCUACCCCUACCCCUACCCCUACCCCUACCCCUACCCCUACCCCUACCCCUACCCCUACCCCUACCCCUACCCCUACCCCUACCCCUACCCCUACCCCUACCCCUACUCCUACCCUUACCCCUACCCCUAUCCCUACUUCUUUCUACCCCUGCCUCAGUAGCAUUUUUACAAUCAAUGUUUAGACGAUGACCGAGCCCCUUGGCUAGAAAAACUAGCCCACAUAGCCGGCUCAACCCCUCGUACCAUACUCGGAUGUUCAUGCCUAAAGAAGAAGUACCGUGACUUGUUCAAGAAGUACAACAAGCAUCUAAUGAUCAUCAUAUUGGACGUAACGGCCGAACAUCUGGUUUCAAGAACGGCCAAACGGGUCGGUCACUAUGCAAAGCCAAACUUAUUGCACAGUCAGUUCAGUGAUUUGGAAAUGCCUGAAGGCGAAGAUGUAUAUGUAGUGGAUGGCAUGAUGACACCUGAUGAAAUUGCUCACAAAAUCAUCGAAAUUUUAGAAAAAUAA